This is a messenger RNA of Miscanthus lutarioriparius, 534 nucleotides long. The record is from the annotation of a GenBank genome assembly. NCBI's taxonomy places the organism in Eukaryota, Viridiplantae, Streptophyta, Magnoliopsida, Poales, Poaceae.
AUGGCAACGGCGGGGAGCGUCCAGGGCCACGGCGCCCGGUUCGCGGCGGCGUGCGACGUGCUGAGCCGGUACGUGAAAGCGGCAUCAGCGGUGGCGACGACGACGACGACGACGGUGGAGCAGCCGCGGCCAGCGGCGGCGGGCACGGUAGUAGCGGUACUCCCUCUGAUGCCCGGCGCGGACCUAUCCACCGCUCAAGAGGAGGAGCCCGAGCCCCGAGGCGGCGGAUCAGGCGCCGAGCGCGAGCAGCUGACCAUCUCGUACGGCGCCCGGGUGGUGGUGCUCGACGACGUCCCCGCGGACAAGGCCGCCGCGCUGCUCCGGCUCGCGGCCGCCGCGCAACAAGGCGCCGCGCCACGGGUGCUGCGAAAUGAUGACCUGCUGCCCAUGGCGAGGAAUGCGUCGCUGCGGCAGUUCAUGGAGAAGCGCAAGGGCCGGGUCGCCAAGCGCGGUUCGCCAUACAGCCGUCCGGCGGAUGCCGCCGCCGCCGCGGUGGCGUCGUCGUUCCCGGACCAUCUAGCUCUCACGCUCUGA